Molecule: messenger RNA, 625 nt
Organism: Acanthopagrus latus (yellowfin seabream)
Lineage: Eukaryota; Metazoa; Chordata; Actinopteri; Spariformes; Sparidae
Gene: hopx
Product: HOP homeobox
Exons: 2
Coding region: 202-429 (75 amino acids)
Biological process (GO): cell differentiation; regulation of transcription by RNA polymerase II
Cellular component (GO): nucleus
Molecular function (GO): DNA binding
Source: RefSeq, a predicted model, not a curated record
CACACACACACUCACACACACCCACACCCGCACACACACACAUACAGACUCUCCGAGCUGCCAGUGAGCCGCAGCCGCUCCACGCGUCUCCAUCCCCGCGUCCUCUGCGCACCGCUGUGCCUCUCCGCUCCGUGCGUCCAGCUGUGCGCACAUCACCGGACCUGAAACCGAACUGUUUAAAACCCUUGAGGAAACGGGAAUAUGGCUUCUAAAGCGCUGGAGUGUCUGAAUCUGUCGGAGGAGCAGACUAAAAUUCUGGAGGAGAGUUUCUGUAAAUGCAGCAGGCAUCCGGACGGGACGACGCUCAUGCUGAUCGCUGCGGAGUGCGGACUGUCAGAGCAGGAAACACUAGAAUGGUUCAAGCAUCGCAAUGAACAGUGGAGGAAGGCAGAGGGUCUCCCAGCUAAACACGGAUCGGUGUUGGACUGAAGACUCUGCUGGAUGCCUGAAGCUCUGAGCGGACCCCCUUUUCUCCUGGACAAACUGAACCCACCACCCGUUGAUCUCUCUUUUUGUAUCUAUGAAGCUAUUUGAACUUCCUGUAUGUUAUGUGAAGGUGUUUGUGUUGCUGCCAAUAUAACCGCCAUGUUUACAGAAAUAAACAUAUUGUUAUUAUGAGUUGAAA